AUGGCGCAACCUAGAAGACACUGGGUUAAACUAAGAGCUCCAAGUUCUUUUUUGCAAACAUUACCACAUUUUCCAACCCCUAUAUCGAAGACACGUCAAAAGAAAAUAACGGCCGAAGAGAAAAAAACUUCCGGAGGAGGUACUUCUCCAGCACCUAAGAAGGUCAUCAAGAAUCCACCGAAGACGGUAUCAAAGGUAUCGUCGCCAGCACCAAGCACCAACCCAGAAGUGUCCAAUGUGAACAACUUUAAGAUUAACUCAGGAUUAAAGGAACUGUCGACAUCCGGAUUAACGAUGAACAGCAUAAACAGUGAACACUACUUGUUAGACAAAUCGGGUAAUCCUACAAAGAAAUGGAUAAAAAAGCCUACCCAGUUCAAAACUUUUAGUGGAUUCAAGAUCAAGUAUGUUACAUGGAGACAGAAAGACCACGGAAAAGAACCAAAGAAUGUUGCUCCUCCACCACCUGCUAUUGCAACCGUUAAGGAAGAUGAAAACACGGCCGGUAGUUCGACAGCACCUAUGUCUGCUUCUGAAACCCCUGAAACUAAGCUAGAAACGUAG
Debaryomyces hansenii CBS767 is the source of this 564-nucleotide messenger RNA. RefSeq lists its product as uncharacterized. The transcript has a single exon. Lineage: Eukaryota; Fungi; Ascomycota; Pichiomycetes; Serinales; Debaryomycetaceae. Gene Ontology annotation, biological process: chromatin remodeling. The record is from RefSeq and is a predicted model, not a curated record. The coding region runs from base 1 to 564 and encodes 187 amino acids. Gene Ontology annotation, cellular component: Ino80 complex.